Sinocyclocheilus anshuiensis is the source of this 2693-nucleotide messenger RNA. RefSeq names its product CDC42 effector protein (Rho GTPase binding) 1a (gene cdc42ep1a). Gene Ontology annotation, biological process: positive regulation of pseudopodium assembly; Rho protein signal transduction; positive regulation of actin filament polymerization. The record is from RefSeq and is a predicted model, not a curated record. Gene Ontology annotation, molecular function: small GTPase binding. The transcript is spliced from 4 exons. Lineage: Eukaryota; Metazoa; Chordata; Actinopteri; Cypriniformes; Cyprinidae. Bases 1098 to 2162 code for a protein of 354 amino acids. Gene Ontology annotation, cellular component: cytoplasm; cytoskeleton; plasma membrane.
CAUGGAGCUUGAGUUGGAAAUGCCCGCCCCCCGAUUCUCCCCUGACCAAACGCGCUGCCACUGACACGGAGCUUCACACUGACCGCUGCCUCUCAAACUGAAGACUGUACAAAAGAGAAAAGUUUUACGGUGGACUGCAGGAUCUUACCAUAUGUGGAGAUAAAUCUCAUUCAACGCUUUUUGGGGCAUGAUAAACUUGUAUUCAUCAACCCACGAGGAACCCCUUCAAACUGGGACGCCUGAGUGGAAUAAGCCAGCAGAGGGGGAUUCGGGGGGAAGGAAGAGAAGAGGGAUUUGGGGCUUAUCCUGGACAUGACCAAUCCUUAAGGAGCCUCCGUCAAGCUGUACUAUUGCCCAGAUUAUUACAUUUAAUUUAUUGCCUUUUAAAGAUCCCUUUAUCUCCCCCGGGAGAUUCCUAGCGAGUGGGCCGCUGGAUUUGAGUAUCUUUAAAAACAAAGGAUCAGGAGCAGAGGCCGGUGGGAGUGGAGGGAUAAAGCAACAAGCCUCCCUGCCGCCUUAUACACUUCAGCAGUGUGCAGGUCAAGGGUCACUGAAUGAACUUGGAUUUGGAAAGCAUGCGAUCACAUUGAUUACACAAAUCUGAUUAAGAGCAUGUAGCAGCAGUCUCUCUGGACCUUACUAAAGAAGGAGCACAUGGUUUCAGUCCCAAACCACAAAGAUAUCUGCAGCCCGAGCUGAAUUUAUUUCUGAACUGAUUUUUUUUUUUUUUUCAGAAGCACAAACCCAGAACAACUGGGAAGCCCAGAAUCUUUGACCACAUAAGCAGCAGAGGUUUUCAGGAAUUGGAGUCAUGCAUAUUUUCAGCUCACAUUUAUCUUCACAGAAUCUUUCUGGAUAUGAACAAAGACCGAUGGCCAAAAUGGGACAUAGCUGAAUGCGUCUCCCUUUUGAGAAACUGUGCAAAAGAAACUUUCCACUCAACUGCGGUUGUUAUUCUGCCGAGAUAUUUUAAAGCUUGAAGGGUGAUACGUGUAUAGUUUGCUUUCUUAAGGUGUUCUCACCAUUUUUUUUAAAAUAAUUUUUGUGGAUAUUUUCUUUCUGACUCUGGAAAUUUACAGUUUGUACCCAGAGAAGCCAUGAACUUGGGCAAGCUCGCUGGCCUGAAGGGCCUGGUUUCCCACUCUUCAGGAAAGCGUCGAUUUAAAGGUGACCUCACCCCGGACAUGAUCAGCCCCCCACUAUGUGACUUCCGCCACACCAUGCACGUGGGCCGUGGAGGGGAUGUGUUUGGGGACACCUCGUUCCUCAGCAACCAUGGUGGAGCAGGAAAUAACGCAGAUGGAGACUCCUCCUCCACUUCAGAGAAGAAUGAGGGAUUCUUCUCCCGCACGCUUCGCCAUGUCCGCAAGACCCCCGACAGGCCCCGCGGCAGCUCCAAGGACCUUUCGCCUCCACCUCCACCCAUUUCUCCAAUCAUUAAGAAUGCCAUUUCCCUCCCCCGGCUGGACGUGGACUCACCCAACGGCUGUCCUGUGAAAGUGCUUUUCCCUAGUCCACCCAAAACACCAGAGAACUCCACAUACUUGUAUGGUUUGGAGUCUGGCUUUGUAACCUUGCCGAGACUGUCCCGCACUGAGCUUCCAGCCCAGGGCAGUUCUCCCUCUGCCUGCCCGCCUGAAAUCCACAGAGGCUCGCUCACAGACACGGGUAUCCCGUCCUUCCCAUGUUCAGACUCCAUCAGUCCUUCUGACUCCAUGAACUCCUUCACUCUUGAUCUGGGCCCUUCCCUCAUGUCUGAAGUCUUUGCCAUGAUUGACAGCCCUGUGUGUGAAACGGCUGAUCCCAUCAGUGAAAAAACACAGUCCACCGAUGAUAACUCUGAGGUGGACUCGGAUGCAACCACGUCCUUGGUGGACUCUCUCCUGAGAGAAGACGAUGACGGUAGGACACGGUUGUAUGGAGGAGAGUGGAAGCAUUCAGACUUUGUAAAUGGAGAGUCACCCAAAAAAUCCAUGUUGGGGGAUCGGAUGCGCUCCUUCUCCAUUGAGGAUCAUGGCAUGGAGCCGGAGAGUUUCCAGAGGGCUGCUGAUGUGCUGGCACGUCAUUAUGGGAGUGGAGGACUCAGGAAUACAAACACCAACAACUCUCAUAGGAGAGGACCAUACAGCUAUCCUGAUGAAGAAGAAGAAAUCAAAGUCUAACACUAUAGUCCAAAUCGUACAUCACCUUUAAAUGGAUAGUUCAGCCAAAAACGAAUGUUCUUUCAUAAUUUCCUCAGCCUCAUGAUGUUCCAAACCUGAUUCUUUCCAUUGCGAUAUAAUGAAAGGAGUUGCACAGAAUGCCACUUUUUUCAUUAUAAUGUAAUCGAAUGAGGGUUGGGCCUUUCAAGCUCCAUAAUCAUAAAAAAAAGCACCAUGAAAGUAUCAUCAUUUGAGAGUCACUCGAGCACCAAAUCAGUUCUGGUUCAAAUUUUGAACGAAUCAUCCAGACUGGUUUUCUGUACUGCAUAAACAUGGAAAAGAUAAAGAUAACACUAAAAAGAUAAAGACAAUUUUUUCAGGAAUAUGACAUUGCUACUUCUCCCGUGAACAUGCCACAGACAAGUAGGACAGAUGUCAAUGAAUAACUAAAAUAAUUAAUCAUUUAAAGGGAUAUUCCUACCAAAAAUGAAAAUUCUGUCAUCAUUCAUUCACCCUCAUGACAAUCCAAAAACGGACUUUCUUUCUUCUGUA